CUUAACUAAUUUUUUUCUGUUUUUUUAAAAACAAUUUUACUGGAUUCUUCCAACAUGAUCGACUUUCCAACCAUCGUUUUGACCUUCUCUGUUAUUGGAGGAAACAAGGAUAUUAUGCCUCUAUAUGUAUAUAUAUAUUUACUUAAAACCCAAUUCUUUGGAAGUUUUCUUAAGUACCAACUAGCUACUAGGAUAUAUGUAUAUAUAUAUAUAUAUAUAUAUUUAUAACAAAGUGUAUAGUUAACUAAAUGAAUCUAUGAUAACUACUUCAAUGUUCAUGAAAGGUGGGGACCGAAUUGAGGAGAUAUAUGGUGCAUUAAUGGAUUGGGACUUUAGAGAGUUUGGUUGGGAGUCAACUCAUGAGUUGGACCCUAAAGAAGAUGAUGAUGAUGAUUUGGUAUUUGACUUCAUUAGCUCAGGAAGAACAACAACAACUACUAGUAGUAGUUCUACUACAGCUCCAUCUUCAGAGAGCUUAAAGUUGGGUUCUUUCACCACCAUGAAUGACCCAACUGAGCAAAACUCAUUGAAAAGACCAAACCAAGUUUUGGGGGACUCAAAUUUGGUGUCUUCACCAUCUGGGUCAUCAUCAAAGAGGGUUAAUGGGAUUGUGGGGGGUUCUCAAAAGCUGUCAUGUUUAGUAGAUGGUUGCAGAGCAGAUCUCAGCAAUUGUAGGGAGUAUCACAAGCGCCAUAGGGUCUGUGAGCACCAUUCGAAAACCCCAAUUGUUGUUGUGAAAGGAGAAGAGAAAAGAUUCUGCCAACAGUGUAGUAGAUUCCACUCUUUGGGUGAGUUUGAUGAAAUCAAGAGGAGUUGCAGAAAACGCCUUGAUGGACACAACAGACGCCGGAGAAAAUCACAGCCUGAACCUCUCUACUUCAGUUCAAAGGGGUUUCUUUCUGGUUACAAAGUCUGUACUUUUGGAUGUUCAGGUCCCAGAAUCUUGCAUUUCGGAAAUCCCCAUAUAUAUGCAGCUAAUGGUAUGAAAAGUUUGUGGCCAUUAGAGACCAAAAAUGGAGGAACAGAAUCAUGGAUUUACAGUCAUCCUCCUCAUCACAAACGGUUACAGGUCAAUACUAAUAAUACUAAUAACAAGAACCAGGAAAGUCCUCUUCCAACUUCCUUCAAUGGAGUUGAUAAAAGGGUUUUUCUUUUGCAGAAAAAUGACCCCAAACAAGGGAACUACCCAUCUAAGCCACCAGGAAAAGGAAGGGGUAACCAUUUACUGUCUUCUGAAGAGAUAUCACUACCCAUCGACUCGGGUGGUCGUGCUCUCUAUCUUCUGUCAACAAAUCAAACCCAACUCUCUGGUGUGAGCCACUUAGGGGCCCAAACCAAUGAAAGUUUCCCUUAUCCAUUUCAGCUUCUUGACCAAAAUGAUGGAAAGGACAAGCCUUUCGAUCAUCAUCAUUUCCCAGCUUAUGAUGUUAACAAAACAAAUAUUUAUGGCAAUAUGAUGCUGAGGAUGGGACCAGAAGACUGCUUGGAAAAUGGUGGUGCUGCAGCAGCAAUGCACAUGCUUCCAAUUUCUUUGGAGUAGUUGCCUUGUCUAGUCUUAAUUAUGAGGUUUAUCUUAUAUGUUCUGUUUUUCUAAUAAGAAGUUUAGUUUUCUCUGAAAGCUUCAAUGUGUCAACUUGGCAUAGUUACUUGGACAAGAACUGGUUUUUCUUUUUCUAAACUCAAUUAUGAGAUGUUUUGUGUUGCUAUGAAUUUGCAUUAUGUUGCUUUUGCUAUACAUGGUCAUGUGUCGGAACUUUUGAGACACAUAAAUGUUAUUGAUAAGAAACAAAGUAAGUUGCUUUCGUUCA
Molecule: messenger RNA, 1808 nt
Organism: Cannabis sativa
Lineage: Eukaryota; Viridiplantae; Streptophyta; Magnoliopsida; Rosales; Cannabaceae
Product: squamosa promoter-binding-like protein 18
Exons: 4
Coding region: 257-1540 (427 amino acids)
Cellular component (GO): nucleus
Molecular function (GO): DNA binding
Source: RefSeq, a predicted model, not a curated record